AAUUUAGUACCAUACAGAUUAUGUUCAUCUAAGGGCGCUUUUAGUUCACAGAAUGUUUUUUGGAAUGAAUGAAAUCUGUUAAAGAUUUUGGAAUCUGAUGGAAUGAAAUUUGACGGAAUGUUUUUCAUUUUUGAAAAUUUAACUAACGGAAGAAAUGAGAUUCCUUACCCCAUGGAAUGGAGAUUCCAUCAAAUGAGGACAUUCAAACGAAAUGAUAUUCUUUAAUCAUUAAACAACCAAACACACUAAAAAAUGACAUUCAAUUCCAAUUCCAUUAAAAUCUAUCAGAAUCUGCAAACAAAAUUAACUCAACGUAAGUAUUGCAACUGUGAGUACACUCUUAAAGACAAAAGUAACGUACAAAGUAGGAUAAGAAUGUGUUGCAAAAUGUCAAUGAAAAUGAAAUCAGACCCUGACCCAAAAUACCAACCAACCGGCCAAUAAUUAUACAUGCAUGGACCAUAGCAAUUACUACUAUAUAUUAUAUGUUCUCAUGCGUCGAUCAUGCAUAAAAUCCUUCUAUAAAUAGAAACAUAGAACACACUAGUUUCCUCAUCAUACUUCCAUAUAUAGAAACUUCUUCAUUCUCAAGCAAUAUGGCUUCAAAAGCAUUGCUUCUUCUUGCCCUAGCUUUUGCUGUAGUCCUUCUUGUUGCCUCCGAAGUUGUCUCGGCCAAGGAAAGUGAACUCGAUGACAAGCAUGGUAGUGGAGGAUAUAACAACGGAGGAGGACGUGGAGGAUAUAACAAUGGUGGUGGACGUGGAGGAGGGAAUGACAACGGUGGUGGACGUGGAGGGAAUAACAACGGUGGUGGACGUGGAGGAGGGAAUGACAACGGUGGUGGACACGGCGGAGGGAAUAACAACGGUGGUGGACGUGGAGGAGGAAAUAACAACGGUGGUGGACGUGGAGGAAAUGACAAUGGUGGUGGACGAGGAGGACACGAUAACGGUGGUGGUCGUGGAGGCAGCGGUGGUGGUGGAGGAGGAGGCGGCGGUGGUGGCCGAGGAGGCGGCGGCAGAGGCAGCGGCGGUGGAUGCAGGCAUGGUUGCUGUGGCGGUGGAGGCGGUUACAACAACAACUACAACGGUGGAGGGUGCAGGUGUUGCUCCACUUUUGCCGAGGCAACUGCUUACAAACAAGCUCACCAAAACUGAUCAUCAUCACUACUAUACGGAGGCAUUUAGGGUGGACCAUGUUAUUUUAUGUCAUGUAUUAAGAAGAUGGUUCCCCAUGCACUCAUCAUGCAAUAUGCAUUUAUGCUUAUGAAUGUAAUAACUGGCAUGCAUGGCUUCUUGUAAGAAACAUGCAUUCAAUAUGUACGUGUUAAAUAAGUUAAAUCCUCUUUUAGUAUCAA
Messenger RNA from Erigeron canadensis, 1357 nucleotides. RefSeq names its product acanthoscurrin-2-like. Bases 597 to 1157 code for a protein of 186 amino acids. NCBI's taxonomy places the organism in Eukaryota, Viridiplantae, Streptophyta, Magnoliopsida, Asterales, Asteraceae. The transcript has 2 exons. The record is from RefSeq and is a predicted model, not a curated record.